AUUUGCAUCGUCAAAACCCACAUAUUUGCACAUUAUCUGUGAUUUGCAUGCGGCUGUUAUUUAACACACGAACGCACGUCAUCUUUCUAAGAAAUGGGACAUUUUAGUGUUUUUCAUAGCCAAAUGUAAAAUAUCGCUAAAAUAAAUAAACACCCCAUUCUUUAUGGAGAGCAUGCAUAUAAUUUCCUCGGAAUGUAGGGAAAACACCUGUAAGCAGAAAGCGAGUGGCUGUAUUUUUCAUCAUUUUCUUCUUACUGACACGCGUGUAGGCCACGGCUGAUUUCCCGCUGAUAUUAUAUGAUGCAUUUGCUUUCACUCGUGUGGGCCUAAUAGGCUAUAUAACAGAAUGCGCGUAUUUAUUUCACCGUUAAUUUAAGAUUGAAUAUACCGGCGCAUUUAGUCCACCUUAGAAUCGUAUUGACGCAUAUCAGAUGUUGAUACAAAAUAUCAAUUGAUUCAAUGACUUGGAGGAAAAAUAGAGAAGGCUUUUUAAAUCCAAGAAAAGGUAAAAGGCCUUUUCACUGUCGAUCGACAGGAUGCAUGUUGCCAUAGAGACGGGAUGCAAGAGCGAGGAGGCCUCGAGAGGAAACGCCUGCGUGAGGGGCACGUGCACGGAUAAAAGACGGAUAGGCGAAUUUAAUUGUUUGAAUGGCUUAUUGACAAAAUGAAAUGUAUAUGCUGUCAGCAGUGGGGAAAGUAAUGGCCAGAAGCUGAACACAAAACGGCUUAAAAUAGCCAAAAAUUGAUUUUCUGGUCUCCCAGGCUGCAUGGUUUAGAGGGGUUUAUGAAAGGCUGGCUUCAAGAUCUUCUUGCUAAGCUAAACUAGCUGAGCAACUGUCUGCUAGGAUGAGUGUGUUAGCAUUUUCUUUGCAUUUGAUUCGAAGCAAAAAAUAUCGAAAAACCGAAAAAAAAACAAAGGUACAAGACUGUGUGCUAGUGAAGAACUGAUGUUAAUGAACGUAAAAACAAUCAUAAUGCAGUUUUUCACCAGAUAUUCCACUGUUAAACAUGAUUAUUUAAAGAAUGAGUUGAAAUUACGUGGACUGACAGCUUUAACAAAACCACAAACCAUCAAUUAACAAACUCGGAGCUCACAUCCAAUAUGAAGAGCAUAGAGCGAGAGCUACACUGUCCGGUGUGUGAGGAGAUGGUGAAGCAGCCGAUAGUGUUGCCUUGUAUGCACAGCGUGUGUGUGCUGUGUGCAGCAGAAGUCUUGGUUCAGAGAGGAUACCCUCCACCCGAACUCCCCCCAGAGCCCAACACACCCACCUCAAGCCCCAUCACACGCUCUCCCCGACAGGCUCGCCGGCCUCCACCCAAAACAGACCGUCUAGACCGGGUGAUAAGAACAGUGUGUGGGACACAUCCAGGACGCAGGCGUAAAGACACCCCGCCUGUGAUCAUGCUGUUCCCCUGUCCCACCUGCAGAAAAGAUGUGGAGCUGGGAGAGAGAGGGCUUGCAGACUGUCUGAGAAACCUCACGCUGGAGCGCAUCGUGGAGAGGUACAGACACACCGUGAGUCUCGGCAGCAUGGCAGUCAUGUGUCAGUUCUGCAAACCUCCUCAGGCUCUGGAGGCCACCAAAGGCUGUGCUGACUGCAGGUCCAACUUCUGUAACGAGUGCUUCAAGCUGUACCACCCCUGGGGCACACCGCGAGCCCAACACGAACACAUCCUGCCCACACACAACUUCAGACCCAAGGUAUUAGUGUGUGUGGAGCACGAGCAGGAGAGGUUGCAGUUUUACUGCAGGUCAUGUCAGCGUUUGUUAUGCCCACUUUGUAAACUCCGUCGAGCCCACAGUGGACACAAAAUCAUGCCUAUUGCGCUGGCUUACCAAACUCUCAAGGAGAAGAUGACCAAGGAGAUGAACUACAUCUUGGCCAAUCAGGAGUCUGUACAGGCACAGAUCACCCAAGUAGAGAGCGGCAUCGCUCAGACUGAGGUGAACAGCGCAGUGGCUAAGGAGCAACUGAAUCAGUGUGUGAGUGAAUUGCGCAGUGUGCUGGCGGAGCGUCAGGGGGCCUUAGCCAUGUUUCUGGAGGGGGCUCGUGGGCAGCGGGCAGGGGCUCUGAACACACAGCUCUCCGAAAAACAGAGUCUUUUGGAAAACGCAGGGCUGCUCACAUACACUCAAGAGCUGCUUAAGGAAACUGACCAGUCAUGCUUUGUGCAAGCUGCAAGAGUCACGCACAACAGACUGGUAAAAGCAAUAGAAAAUCUACAGCAUUUCUCUCUAUCUGCUGAUCCCUCAUUCCGACACUUUCAGAUGGACGUCUCUAGAGAACUCAAAGCGCUCAGUAGCAUGGACUUUAUACAAGCCCCAUUGGCUCCUGUGAUUGACACUCAAAAGACCUUGGCCUAUGACCAGCUGUAUUUGUGCUGGCGCCUCCCACAGGACUCCGCCCCCGCAUGGCACUACUCAGUAGAGUAUCAGAGGAAAGUGGGUGGGGCUGGAGCAUUAUGGGGCAGAGUCUUGUCUGAAGGAAGCUCAGGAAGUAAUGGCUCACAUUGUUCAUGGCAGCGUCUGGAUGAUGUGGGCGGGACCAGUGCAGUGAUUGACAAGCUAGAGAUGGACAGUGUGUAUGUCCUGAGAGUUCGAGGCUGUAAUAAAGCAGGGUUUGGAGAGUACAGUGAGGAGGUGUAUCUACACACACCUCCUGCACCAGUGUUGUCGUUCUGCCUGGAUUCCCGCUGGGGCCUACAUGCGGAGCGGGUGGCGCUGGGAAAAGGGCAGACAUACGCCCGGAGUGUUCCUGGAAUGACUCUGUUGCAGGCUGCAGAUCGGGCCCUCACCUCAUGUCACCUCACCUCUGACCUUCUUGUGGCCGAUGUUUCCAUCACACAGGGACGACACUACUGGGCAUGCUCAGUGGAGCCUGGAUCCUACCUGGUUAAGGUGGGAGUGGGUAUUGAAGCAAAACUACAGGAGUGGUUCCAUCUUCCACAAGACAUGGCAAGUCCACGGUACGAUCCAGACAGUGGUCAUGACAGCGGCGCAGAGGACGCCCAGGACUGUCCUCCUCCAUUCUGUUUCCUCACAAUGGGCAUGGGCAAGAUCUUACUACCCAAGUGUGGGGCAUCUAACACAUCUACCGGCCCCCUCACUGCCCCCUUACCACCUCGCCUCGGACUGUGUCUGGACUUCGAGAAGGGGCGGCUCACUUUUUACGACGCACACUCUUUGCGGGUGCUGUGGGAGGGGACUGUUGAUUGUUCCGCCCCUGUUUGCCCAGCGUUCUGUUUCAUUGGUGGAGGUGCUCUGCAGCUGCAAGAGCAAAUAGCCAAUCGCAGUACAGAACAGAACCCACCAAGAAGAGUGACCAUCCAAACACGUGCCACCGACGCCAGUCACUAAACCGUCUGAUCGCUUUGAAACUAGUCAAAUCUGCACCUUUAAGCAAAUCUUCUAUUAUCGUUUUCUAUCGACUUUGUUUACCUGCUUAUUUCGUAGCUAAUGAUGCAAUGACUGAUGAUAUUUUAUAUUAAGAUUCAUUUAAUUUCAAAGGAUAGACAUUAAGAAGUGGUUAUGGAUGCUAACAACAUGUAGCAUGCUAACAACAUGUAGGUCAAUAUUAAAUAACGAGGAAUCGUUCAGUUUUAUGGCCACAAAAUAAAAAAAAUGAAAUCAGGUAUGAUUCAGGUUCACUCAUAACACCUUCAUUUUGAACAUUCUUAUGAAAGCAAAUGAUUCCUCGCUAUUUACAAACUCGUUUUCCAGCAUUGUUAGCAUGCGAACCGCCUAAUAAGGGUGUGCUAAUAGUUAGUAAACAUCUUGAUUUGUUCAUUAACAAUGUAUGUGCUCUUUACAGGAAUGUAACAAUGCCAUGAAAUGUGAUCACGUUGCAAUUCAAAUCCAUUUGAGACAGUUUAUGGGUGUCUUGUUUAUCCGUUUCAUGUUUCUAAGUAGUUCCCAAUGUCCUUGAAUUGUCUUGCUACUUUGAGGCUCAACCAAGAUGCGAAACCUUUGGUUGGACAUGUUGUAUUGGUGUCAGUACAUGUCCUGUGCAUAGAGACCUUGUCUGUUUGGUUUGUUUGGGCCAAAACAGGGCUGAUGGAUGCCUUCAGCAAGCAAAACUAAAAUAACAACCGUGUAAUGAAAAGAACCUGCUUUUGUGAGAUCUCUACAGGUGCCUGCUCUAGUGUUACACAACCGACUCUCCCAUUUGAAUGUCCUAAAUAAUAAUCUCCAAAACAAAACAGUCUCUGACACACCUCAUACUGUUUUUUCAUAAACAUGACUGUUACGGUCAUGUCUUGUUUCUUUUUGCAGAAUGGGUAUGGUGACAACAAUUUAGCGGGCGAAGUUUAAUUUCAGAAAUGGAUGCUGCUUAUGACCGUGCAACUGUCAGUCAUUAGAGUGUGUUGUUGAAAGGAAAUUUUUGAAUUGUAUACUGAAUGUCAGUUGUAUUUAUUGUGUGCAAGUGAGUGAGUGUGUGAUAUGUUAUUGCAAUAAAGACAGUUGCUGAAAGCUCUGGUUUUGGCCAUAUUUUGUGCUAUUCAGGUCUCGUUGUGUGAAUUUAUAUUAAUGUUGAGAAUAUUAUGUAGCAUUUCUUAAACAUGCUGGUCCUUUGAAAAUUGGCAAAAUGUUUGUAAAAGACACUAAAUGAAAUAAAGCAUCAACAUUU
Messenger RNA from Onychostoma macrolepis, 4628 nucleotides. RefSeq names its product tripartite motif containing 46a (gene trim46a). Lineage: Eukaryota; Metazoa; Chordata; Actinopteri; Cypriniformes; Cyprinidae. The transcript is spliced from 12 exons. The coding region runs from base 1103 to 3358 and encodes 751 amino acids. Gene Ontology annotation, molecular function: protein binding; zinc ion binding. The record is from RefSeq and is a predicted model, not a curated record.